Messenger RNA from Eremothecium gossypii ATCC 10895, 1281 nucleotides. It is a transcript of the gene PRP24, whose product is annotated as U6 snRNP complex subunit PRP24. NCBI's taxonomy places the organism in Eukaryota, Fungi, Ascomycota, Saccharomycetes, Saccharomycetales, Saccharomycetaceae. The transcript has a single exon. Gene Ontology annotation, cellular component: ribonucleoprotein complex; nucleus; cytoplasm. The coding region runs from base 1 to 1281 and encodes 426 amino acids. The record is from RefSeq and is marked provisional. Gene Ontology annotation, molecular function: mRNA binding.
AUGGCAGGGCCCAAGAGGGCACUGGAGGAUGCUCCUGAUUUCCACAGUAAUGGGAAGAAACCCCAUGGUGGCACGACUGUUAAUAGGGAAGUAUGCUGCGUAAUAGUUCGUAACCUUCCAAAGAACUUCAAUAAUCGAAAGAUUGAGCGCUUCUUCCACCAAUGUGGGGAAAUUCGAUGCGUGGAUACAAUCAUGGUUAAAGAAAAAGAUGCUAAGAUAGCGCGAAUAGAGUUUACGAGUUACAAUGAGGUUCUGGCGGCGCUAACAAUGUCGCUAAAGACAGUUGGCUGUAAGGAAAUUGUGGUCGAGGCCAUGCAGGGAUGCACACUAUGGGUUACCAAUUUUCCCCCUAGAUACGAUGGGCGUGAACUACGCCGUUUCUUUGAGGAUUUGGGCUUCCAAUGCCUAAGUGUGCGCUUGCCAUCCCUACGCUACAAUGCGGGGCGGCGGUUCGCAUAUGUCGAUUUGCCCUCCCCACAGUCGGCAGAUGCCGCAGCCAAUACGCUUAAUGGCAUGGAUUUGGAUGGAUAUAACCUGGUAGUAAAGCUCUCGGACCCCGAGAGUCGGGCACAGAGGUCAGAUGCAGGAACGAUAGAAAAAAGAGAGGUAUUAAUACGCGGGUUAGAUUUUAUAAAAGUGACUAUUGAGAAACUUCAAGGCCUCGUAGAGCCUUUUGGUGAGGUAGAAAAACUCAUAAUGCCUCCGAGUAGCGAUUCUGCGGAUGGUAGACAUAAUCGGGGAUUUGCUUUUGUUACUUAUAAAGAUGCAGCAGCUGCAGAGGCUGCUCUUGCUCUGCACAACACUGUAUUUGAAGAUAGACGGCUCACGGUAGCCAUGGCGGAUCGAAAGCCGUACCUUGAAAGACAGAAAGUGAAGCAAAUUUUGGUUUCUCGGAAACCACAGCCUAAUAUCCUGGGACUAUUUCCCAUAUCAGAUACGUUAUCCAAAGAGUGUAUUCGUAGCCUGGUCAAAGAAAAGGCCCCGUUUCUGGAGGAUAAUAUGCUUGAAGAUAUCUUGCUAGUUUCUGAUCAUGAAGGGGCGUUAUUGAUAUUCUGUGAUGAGAAAACAGCAGCCAAAGUAGCUCUGGCACUGCAUAUGUCGACAUAUGGAAAAGUUAUACUGAAUUGCAGCGAUGUCCGCUCUUUAAAGCAGCAUUCACCACAACUUGCGCCAACACGUAACAAAGUAAAAUCCGAGGAAAUCAGCAGCAGCCUCACAAGACCAGAUACUACUAAGAGAAUGACGAAUGAUGAUUUUCGAAAAUUUCUUCUGCAUAGGUAG